Sorex araneus (European shrew) is the source of this 1629-nucleotide messenger RNA. Its product is annotated as olfactory receptor 7A17-like. Gene Ontology annotation, biological process: G protein-coupled receptor signaling pathway. The coding region runs from base 1 to 1629 and encodes 542 amino acids. Gene Ontology annotation, cellular component: membrane. Gene Ontology annotation, molecular function: olfactory receptor activity; G protein-coupled receptor activity. The transcript has 7 exons. NCBI's taxonomy places the organism in Eukaryota, Metazoa, Chordata, Mammalia, Eulipotyphla, Soricidae. The record is from RefSeq and is a predicted model, not a curated record.
AUGUUGGAUGGCUUUUGUCUGACUGUGAUGCCCUCUGACCACUCCGUGGCCAUCUGCCACCCUCUGCGCCACACAGCUAUCUUGAACCACUGGCUCUGUCGCCUGAUGGUUUUAGAUCUUGGAUCACAAGACGGACCUUCCUUCAUCAUCAACCUCCUAAGUAGGAAUUCACACUUGCACCUGGAGGCAUGCAGUUCAUUUUCUUUCCAUCACAUGCUACGAUUUGGCUUGACAGACAUGCACGUGUAUUCAGUUGCUGUGAAGAUUGAUAAAGGAAAUGCAGAGGCAGCAUGGUUCACACUCUAUGAUGGCAGACAUCACCAACACAAUCACAUGAAGCCAGACAAUGAUGGAAAUGUUUCAGAAUUUAUUCUUCUGGGAUUUUCAGAAGAUCCAGAACUGCAGCCCCUCAUCUUUGGACUUUUUCUUUCCAUGUACCUGAUCACCGUGCUGGGGAACCUGCUCAUCAUCCUUGCUGACGGACCUUCCUUCAUCAGAAACCUUCUAAGGAGGAAUUCACACCUGCACCUGGAGACAUGCAGUUCAUUUUCUUUCCAUCACAUGCUACGAUUUGGCUUGACAGACAUGCACUUUUAUUCAGUUGCUGUGAAGGAUGCUAGAGGAAACGCAGAGGCAGCAUGGUUCACGCUCUAUGAUGGCCGACAUCAUCAGUACAAUCACAUGAAGCCAGACAAUGAGGGAAAUGUUUCAAAAUUUAUUCUUCUGGGAUUUUCAGAAGAUCCAGAACUGCAGCCCCUCAUCUUUGGGCUUUUUCUUUCCAUGUACCUGGUCACCUUGCUGGGGAACCUACUCAUCAUCCUGGCUGUCAGCUUUGACCCCCACCUCCACACGCCCAUGUACUUCUUCUUGUCCAACCUGUCCCUUGUGGACAUCUGCUUCACCUCCACCACCGUCCCCCAAAUGCUGUUGAGUAUACACAGAGAAAGUAAUGCAACAACCUAUGAAGGGUGCAUCGCUCAGCAGUUUUUUACCUCGGUUUUUGCAUCAUUAGACGAUUUUCUCCUGACUGUGAUGGCUUAUGACCGCUUUGUGGCCAUCUGCCACCCCCUGCACUACACGGUCAUCAUGAACCCUCGAUUCUGUGGACUCUUGGUUCUUGGAUCGUGGAUCAUGAGUAGUCUGAUAUGUUUCUUACAAAGCAUAUUGGUGUUACGUUUGUCCUUCUGUACAGAUUUGGAGAUUCCCAACUUUUUUUGUGAACUCAAGUUGAUAGUCCAGGUUGCCUGUUCAGAUCCCUUUGUUAAUAAUGUGGUGAUGUAUAUUACAACUGCUCUGAUGGGUGCGGGGCCCAUGGCUGGGAUCAUUUACUCUUACUCUAAGAUAGUUUCCUCUAUAUGUAGAAUUGCAUCCGCUCAAGGGAAGAUGAAAGCCUUUUCUACGUGUGCAUCUCACCUCUCAGUGGUCUCUUUAUUCUACUGCUCUUGUCUUGGAGUGUAUCUAAGCUCUGCUGCUACCCACAGCUCACAGUCCAGUUCAGCAGCCUCAGCCAUGUAUAGUGUAGUCACCCCCAUGCUGAACCCCUUCAUCUACAGUCUGAGAAACAGAGACAUAAAGAGGGCCCUGAAUGCAUUCUUGGUGAAGGGAACUACAAAAGGACACUUGUCCUAG